GAUUAGAAAAAAAAAAAAAGCGCAGCGAGCGUGAUCCGCUCGGUUCGGUGAUAGUAGUUGCGCAUUCCGGCCGGUUACGCCUGUCCGAGAAAUGCGGUUCUGAAUCGGCGACGGUGCGGCGCGGCUUGCGAGUUGCGCUCAUUGCGCUUUCGCGGGGUGGGUGGCGACGGACGAGGAGGAGGGACGCGAGUCGUCGGUGUAUUCGGUAUUGUCAGCGCGCGCGUUCCCGUUUCCAAAGUACGUCUCGUCAAUUUGUUGCCGAGACGGCAGCUGACAGCAGCAAGCGAGAGUUUACGCUGCCGGACUCCGGCGGCAGAAGAGAAGCAAAGCAAGCGAGGCGAGGAAAGUAAGGAGGAGAGAGUGAGAGCGAAUGAGAGAGGUAGGCAGGGUAGCAAGAUGGCGAGCUCCUUAACGUGGUCGUGUUGCCUGCGUUUUAAAUUCAGCCCGGAGGAGAUUGAGCAGCGUUAUAAGAGCCAGGAGAUCGACCGGAUGCUGGAGAAGGAUCGGCAGACGUUUCGCCGGCAAGUGAAGCUGCUACUGCUUGGCGCGGGAGAGAGCGGCAAGUCGACAUUCCUCAAGCAGAUGCGGAUCAUUCACGGUAUCAAGUUCGAGCCUGAACUAAUUAAGGAAUAUCAACAUGUAAUCUAUCAGAAUAUAAUAAAGGGUAUGAAGGUUCUAGUAGAUGCACGGGAUAAACUAAAUAUUCCUUGGGAGAACUCUAAGAAUUACGAUAUCGGUUUUCAAUUACUCAAGUUUGAGAAUACCAUGGUGUUGGAUACUAGAUUAUUUCUGCAUUAUGUGCCAGCAUUGCAAAGUUUAUGGACGGAUGCAUCGAUUAAAAGAGCAUUUGACAGGCGAAGAGAAUUCCAAUUAAGUGAUUCUGUCCAGUACUUCUUAGAUAAUCUUGAUAGGAUUGCAAGAGUGGAUUAUACACCGACACAUCAGGAUAUUCUACAUUGUAGAAAGGCGACAAAAGGAAUUUCCGAAUUUGUAAUACCGAUUAAUAAUAUUCCAUUCCUCUUUGUUGAUGUUGGCGGUCAAAGAUCUCAAAGGCAAAAAUGGUACCAAUGCUUUGACUGCGUGACGUCUAUACUUUUUCUUGUAUCAUCAUCGGAAUUUGAUCAGGUCUUGUUGGAAGAUAGGAGAACUAACAGAUUGGAAGAAUCUAAGAAUAUAUUUGAUACAAUUGUGAAUAACAUGAUAUUUUGUGGUGUGUCUAUAAUUUUGUUUUUAAACAAAACGGAUUUGCUCGAUAAAAAAGUAAGGUCGCAGGAUACAAAUAUCCGUUACUAUUUUCCACAAUUUGCGGGUGAUCCACAUUCCAUGAAGGACGUGCAAAAUUUUAUCCUUGAUAUGUUCGUCUCGGUCAAAAGGGAUCCAAGGAAACCGUUGUUUCAUCAUUUCACCACUGCAGUAGACACAGAAAAUAUUAAAGUCGUCUUUAAUGCUGUGAAGGAUACUAUUUUACACCGAAACUUAGAGUCCCUUAUGCUUCAAUAGUGUAGAAGUGGAGUAAUUAAUCAGAUAAAACAGCUAGUAAAACAAAGUGAUGUCUCUUUAGAGGUAUACAGGAGAGAGUGUUCUAUGUAUUAUCGAAAUACAAUGAAAAAAAUAUGAAAAGGAGAUAUAAUAGUUAACGAGAAUAAUGUAAAUGGUACAGAUGCAUAAACAAUAAUCUGUGACGUUUGAAAGCACAAUAAUAUAUUUAAUUUUUU
Trachymyrmex septentrionalis is the source of this 1715-nucleotide messenger RNA. It is a transcript of the gene cta, whose product is annotated as guanine nucleotide-binding protein subunit alpha homolog. The transcript has 6 exons. Lineage: Eukaryota; Metazoa; Arthropoda; Insecta; Hymenoptera; Formicidae. The record is from RefSeq and is a predicted model, not a curated record. Gene Ontology annotation, molecular function: GTPase activity; G-protein beta/gamma-subunit complex binding; D5 dopamine receptor binding. Gene Ontology annotation, cellular component: heterotrimeric G-protein complex; brush border membrane. The coding region runs from base 397 to 1500 and encodes 367 amino acids. Gene Ontology annotation, biological process: adenylate cyclase-modulating G protein-coupled receptor signaling pathway; Rho protein signal transduction.